AUGGCUAUCGUAGGCAGUCACAAUCCUUUGGCUUUCACUUUUGGCAUACUAGGUAACAUCAUUUCCUUCAUGGUGUACUUGGCUCCGCUGCCAACUUUUUACCGAAUAUACAAAAAGAAAUCCACUGAAGGUUUUCAAUCACUGCCAUAUUUGGUGGCAUUAUUCAGUUCUAUGCUUUGGUUAUACUAUGCAUUGCUCAAAAUUCAAGAAGCUGUUCUCCUUAUCACAAUUAACUCAUUUGGAUGUGUCAUAGAGAUCAUCUACAUUGUCACGUACAUAGUCUAUGCGCACAAGGAUGCCAGGAAAUUAACCAUUAAACUAUUUGCGGUGAUGAAUGUGGGCUCCUUCUUCUUGAUCCUCUUCGUCACGCAUUUUGCUAUAAAUGGUUCCUUCCGUGUCAAAGUCCUUGGAUGGAUUUGUGUCUCCGUUUCAGUGAGUGUCUUUGCAGCACCUCUAAGCAUUGUGGCACAAGUGAUUAGAACAAAGAGUGUACAGUUUAUGCCCUUCAAUUUGUCAUUUUUCCUCACGUUGAGUGCCAUAAUGUGGUUUGCAUAUGGUCUCUUUCUCAAGGACAUAUGCAUUGCUCUGCCGAAUGUGGUGGGUUUUCUUCUGGGGCUACUUCAGAUGCUUCUAUAUGCCGUUUACAGGAAUAGCGGUAUUAAAAAGCAACAGGUUGUUACAGAGGAGAAAGAGCAAGCAUUGGAGUCAGUGAUAAACAUCGUUGUUGUGAACCCGUUGGGAUCUUGUGAAGUGUUCCCAAUCCCAGUAGAUGCGAAUGGUGUUGGUGACGUGAAUCAACAGUUACAGGGAAAGAAAGGAAUAGAAGAUGCAAAAGAACAGGAAAAAAGCGUGGAAGCCAACGAAUGCAAAGUGUGA
Molecule: messenger RNA, 876 nt
Organism: Abrus precatorius (Indian licorice)
Lineage: Eukaryota; Viridiplantae; Streptophyta; Magnoliopsida; Fabales; Fabaceae
Product: bidirectional sugar transporter N3-like
Exons: 6
Coding region: 1-876 (291 amino acids)
Biological process (GO): carbohydrate transport
Cellular component (GO): membrane
Molecular function (GO): sugar transmembrane transporter activity
Source: RefSeq, a predicted model, not a curated record